Messenger RNA from Delphinapterus leucas (beluga whale), 4461 nucleotides. Lineage: Eukaryota; Metazoa; Chordata; Mammalia; Artiodactyla; Monodontidae. The record is from RefSeq and is a predicted model, not a curated record.
GCAUGCAGAGAAUUUAGAGAGGAAUAAUGGGAAAGAUAAAGACUCCAGAAGGAAGCAUCAACAUUCUUCAGCAUUUAUGGAGAGCCCACAAUAUGCCAGAAUAAUUUUAUGGACACGUGGAAAACUGCUCAUUUUCUUCAUGGUGAUACGCUGUGCACUCCCCACUCUUUGGCACCAAAUGAUUUUGAGCAGUGACAUCUGAGAGCUGUGCCUUCCUGGGGCCAGUGACCACAGCAGGAUGGCCAGCUUCUCCCGUUUUACCUGCCGCCUCACUGGCACAAGGAAGAAGGUUCACAGUUCUCCCCAUUUCUUGGAAGAGAAAACCGAGGCCCAGAGAGUCUGAGUUCCUGUGUGAAGUCGCACCGCCAGUGCCCCUCUGAGCAAGGACCUGCGUCCCCAUUAGAGGGGGGGUGGGCCCUGUGGCUGCCCUGGGACCCUCCCUCCGUCCCUCUGCGCUGACCAGCUGUGCUGUGUCCCCCAGCAUGGCCGCGAAGAGGGCCCCUCGGCGUGGAAGCUGGCCCGGAGGCAAGGGAGCGAAGAGGCCUUGGUAAGGAGAGGACGUGUCUCUGCUUCUGUCCCAACGCGCGCUGUCACUCGUGUCCCGGCUCUCGCGGUGUGUUUCCUGGGGGUGAUACCCUCCUCCUUUUAGGCAGCAGGACGUUAGGACGGAGGGGGAGGUGCGUGCUUGCCCCGCGCUGCCCUCGGGUGUGCGGCUUCCUGAGGAGCGUGGGCUGGAUGCGUCCUCAGCCUUCUCGUUGUUGCUCUGCGUUGAAAGCAGGUCUGGGGAGAAUGGAAGAAACUGAACAGAGGCGUCACAGAGACACAGUUCUGGCCAUCAUCAGUGAGACAUAUUCCACGUAGCAGAUAAUUUUCAAAAACAAAAGCCAAACCAGAGGCAAAGGAAACGGCCCUUUCCUCCUGUAAGAGGCCAUUGGUGACGCCAAGGCACUCUCUCCAAAACUGGGGGUGAAGCAGAAGGCUGUGUGUUCGGGGCCCCUGCGGGAGGUGGAGGAACACUUCCUUGGCACCGUCCUCCUGUCUGCCCCUGACGGGCGCCUUGGGCACCGUGAGGCCCUGGGUGCUUGCCGAGUGAUGAGUUGUCGGCACGCAGCGAGCUUGCGAUGCUGUGAGUUUUGCUUAAAACUCCUGCAUGACGUUUGUCUUAGUUCCUCUUCUCAAUCAGCAGGGUCCUGUUUAUUGGUACCGUACACAUGGCAUGUCAUGCACCAUAACGUACGGUGACUUUGUAUGACGAUGUGCCCAAAGCACCUGCUCGUGAGGCAGCUUUUUGGUCCUCUGGGCCUGCGGGGCACGUCCUCAUCCCCGGGCUCAGAACCGAAUGUCCACUUUGAGGCUCAGCUGGCUUCUCUGUGGCUCCGAUCACUGACUUCCUGGCAUUGGUCACCACACAGCAGGGCACUAGGUUCUGGAGAGAAGAUGAAGCCCUUCCCGCCCCCUUCCUGAGCUCCAAGCUUGUCGGCCCCUCCUGGACGGUCCACACUCCGCAGGCUCACCCUCUGCUCUCCAUCCCCAACAUCUAUCUUGUGUGAAACCCGAAAGCCUGCGAGUCGUCUCCUUGCCCCUGGGCAGAUCAGCAGUGCCCACCUCUGCAGCAGGCCUGCGGGUGGGUCUCACCUCCCCACGUCUGUCCUGCCUGCAGGCACCAGGAAUGUUUUGUUUCUUCCUCCAGGAUGGAGACGGAAGCCCCUUCGGUGAUUGAAUUUGUGGUGCUUGGGGCGUCCACCACGGGUGCUGGGGAGCCGUGUGGGUAUGAAGCAGGUGUGGUGUGAUCAGAUUUCCUGCUCAGAAGGUUGUCUCUGAACUCCGAGGGCACGAGAGGGGACACGGCAGGGACGGAAAUUGAAAAGGAAGACACCGACUUAGGAAAUGCUGGAGCUGGCGAAUGUGCAGCCGGUUCUGAAGAUGAUUUUGAAGGCUACGAGGAUGACUUUGAGGUCUGUGACGGGGACGAUGACGAUGUUGCACAUGAGCCUGAAUCAGAAGAGACAGCGGAAGAGCUUCCUCUGGCCAGAAGGAGGGAGAUACAGGAAAUUCAGAAAGCCAUCCACGCAGAAAAUGAACGGGUCGGCGAGCUGUCCUCGAAGCUGUUUGAGAAGCAAGGCCGGACGGAGCGUGGCAGGGGGCCGGGGCCGGGGCCAGCUGCAGACGUAUCCCCCUCCGAAACCCCUGCUUGUGGGAUUUUCCUGGACUUUGCGACAGCCUCACGCCGCCAGAAGAGUCGGACUCAGGCCCUUAAGCAAAAGUAGGACACGCAGCACGAAGCUGCUCCGGCUUAUCGACCUGGACUUCUCCUUCACCUUCUCCCUCCUGGACCUCCCACCAGUGAACGAGUAUGACAUGUACAUCCGAAACUUUGGGAAAAGAAACACCAAGCAGGCCUAUGUUCAGUAUAAUGAAGAUAACGUGGACAGGAAUGUCCAGACUGAAGAGGUUGAGACUCAGGAAGUGUGGACCCAGCACCCAGGGGAAGGCGCGCUCGUGUCUGGGGGGAGUGAGCGGAGCGGCCCCCUUGAUGCCGCCGCCGUCGUCCCGAAGGUCAACACGCCCCGCCUGUGCAGCUUCCUCCGGGCCGCUUGCCAGGUGAUUGCGGUUCUGCUUGAAGAGGAUCGGGUGGCGUCGGAGCCGACCUGGACACCCCGGGCGCAGGACUGCCCCCUGCGCUUCAGCGAUAGCUCCGCGCAGCUGAAUACCAGCUUGCCGUUCCUUCAAAACCGGAGAGUGUCCUACCUGCAUGCCUCUCAGGUUCAGAGGCGGAUGGUGGUGUCCGUGCACGGGCGACCUGGGAAAGCCUUCACGCCCCUGCUGGAUGGCAGAUACGUGCUCUGCGUGUGGGACAUCUGGCAGCCGUCGGGACCCCAGAAGGUCCUGAUAUGCGAGUCGAAGGUCACGUGCUGCUGCUUUAGCCCCUUUAAAGCCUUCUUGCUGUUUGCUGGGACCGUGCACGGCUCGGUGGUCGUGUGGGAUCUGAGGGAAGAUGCCAGGAUCCAUCAUUACGUGAAGCUGAGCGGGUGCUUCUGGACGUUCAGGACCGCAACCUUUUCCACCGAUGGUGUCCUGACGUCUGUAAACCACCGCAGUCCCCUCCAGGCAAUAGAACCCAUCACAGGGUCUGUCUGCAAAAGACAGAGCUGUGUGCUUUCACCAUUUUCUACUCAAGAAGAGCCAGCAGGCCUGUCCUUCCACGUCGCUUCCUUGGACGAGAGUGGGGUUCUCAACGUGUGGGUGGUGGUUGAAUUAGCAAAAGCAGAUACUGCAGGUGCAGUAAGUGACUUAGGUUUACUACCUGGAGGGAGGAUAAAGUUGGUGCACAGUGCCGCGAUUCAGCUGAGUGACAGCCUUUCCCAUAAAGGUUAUGAGUUUUGGGGCUCCACACAGACACUGAGCGUUAAAUUUCUGCCUUCAGACUCUAAUCGCUUUGUUGUUGGCACAGACACGGGCCUCAUCAGCCAUGGCACCAGACAAGACAUGAGAGUGUCUCCCAGGUUGUUCAGGCCCCAGCAGCAGGGCAUGAGGCCGGUGAAGGUGAACGUGAUUGACUUUUCACCGUUUGGAGAACCGAUAUUCCUGGCUGGCUGUUCUGACGGGAGCAUCAGGCUGCACCAGCUGACGGCCGAGCACCCGCUCCUGCAGUGGGACGAGAGCACCCACGGCCGCGCCGUCAUUGGCCUGCAGUGGUCCUCGACGAGACCGGCUGUGUUCCUGGUCCAGGACGACACAUCCUGUGUGUAUAUUUGGGACCUCCUGGAGAGCGAUUUGGGUCCUGUCGCCAAACAGCCCGUCUAUCCGGACAGGCUGGUGGCCAUGACUGUCGUGGGUGAAGCAGAGAAGACCCGCAGUGGCUUCCUGGCCCUGGUGCUGGCCAGAGCCUCAGGCGACGUGGACGUCCAGUACUUGCGGCGGGAGUGGGUGGCCCCGGUGGGCGACGAGCUGCAGAGGCUGCGGCUGCUGCUGCGGGAAGCCCUGUAGGUCAUGGGGUGCCGCGAGGAAGCCGUGUGGUGACCCCGAUGUUACAGCUGAUGGGUGUACAUUCGUGUAGAUAGAAGGCGUGUGUCUGUCCAGAGUUCAUUUUUCAAGAAUGUCACUUCAAUAUGCCAUAAAUAAAUUACUAUUUUUGAAUGGAAACAGCAGACAUUUUAGUGUAUACUGAACUUCAAAGGCAACAGAGAGCCAGGUAGGAUGCUCUUUUCCAAGAAUAUUUCUACUGAUUUUCAGAGCAGCUUUAAAAUAUUGUAACAUUUAUUACUAGAUUUUUAAACAACCCAAAUAAAAAUGCAUUUAAUGAACAGUUUUCUUAGUCAUACAUAAAAUGACAUAUUCACAGGUUUAAAUUAAAGGACUGACUGCUGAAAUGACCUCCCACCUGUGUUUCUUUGAUACUUUGUUGGACUUCCGCUGGUAAUGUUGGGAUGUCUGUUCAGACACAUUUGCACUAUGCUUUAU